Messenger RNA from Fraxinus pennsylvanica, 1602 nucleotides. Lineage: Eukaryota; Viridiplantae; Streptophyta; Magnoliopsida; Lamiales; Oleaceae. The record is from the annotation of a GenBank genome assembly.
AUGGAUAAUCGAUUAUUAGAGAGCUCUCCUCUUACCUUCUUUGAGGUUUUUCAUCAAUCAGGGGCAAUGAUUAAGCUGUUUAAAGUAAAGGAAAAGCAGAGAGAACUUGCUGCAAAUGCCAGUGGGAAACCUCCUGUCAAGAAGCAAAGUGCUGGAGAAUUACGUCUUCAUAAAGAUGUAAGUGAACUAAAUCUGCCAAAAACAUGUAGCAUAUCAUUCCCUGAGGGAAAGGAUGACCUCAUGAACUUUGAAGUUACCAUUCAGCCUGAUGAAGGAUACUAUUUGGGUGGUGCAUUUGUUUUCUCUUUCCAAAUUUCUCCCAUCUAUCCUCAUGAAGCGCCAAAGGUCAAAUGCAAAACAAAGGUCUACCAUCCUAACAUUGACUUGGAAGGAAAUGUCUGCCUAAACAUUCUUCGAGAAGACUGGAAACCUGUGCUAAAUAUAAACACCAUUAUUUAUGGCCUGUAUCACCUUUUUACGGAACCCAAUCACGAGGAUCCUCUCAAUCCCGAUGCAGCUUCCGUUGUAAAUGCUGCACCAACUUGGGACAUAUUUGACGAAGUUUCUCUCAGGAAUUCAUCUGUAAUUGUGUGCUUUAUUUCUGUUAUUUAUGAUCAUGACAAAAGAACCAAGAAAAUGAGCUGGGAAGGUAGAGGAGGAUCAACAGCAUCAUCAUCCGCAGCUGACGGUGGCGGAGGUGGUGGGAGGAGGAAGCCAUCUUGGCGAGAGAGAGAGAACAACAGGAGGAGAGAGAGGAGAAGAAGAGCAAUAGCAUCAAAAAUAUACAGAGGGUUAAGAGCACAGGGGAAUUACAAUCUGCCAAAACACUCUGACAAUAAUCAAGUAUUGAAAGCUCUAUGUAAUGAGGCUGGUUGGAUUGUUGAGCCUGAUGGCACCACCUAUCGCAAUGGAUUCAAACCACCUCCAAUGGAAAUGGGAGGCACUUCAACAAACAUUACACCAAUCUCUUCAAGAAAUCCAAGUCCACCAUCUUCAUAUUUCGCAAGUCCGAUUCCUUCGUACCAACCAAACCCGUCAUCAUCUUCGUUUCCGAGCCAAUCCUGGCUCAGUGCUAACACGUCGUUACCCUCGUUUGCGUUCCUACAUAAUUCCAUCCCUUCAUCUCUCCCACCUCUCCGAAUAUCAAAUAGUGCUCCCGUAACCCCACCUCUGUCAUCCCCGACUAGACUCCCUAACCAAUCUUUCGAUUUCGAGUCUCUUCCCAAAGAAUCCAUGGCUGCCUUGAACAUUCCAUUCUUCGCCACAUCAGCCCCGGUAAGCCCUGCUCGCUGGCAGCGUUUGCAUCCAGCCACUAUAACUGAAUGUGACAAGUCCAACCCAUCUACUACUGCUUCGCGCCAAUGGAUGAACUUCCGAGCCUAUGGAAAUGCAUCCGACAUGGUACCACCGUCUCCAACAUUCAAUCUUGUGAGACCAGUGGCUCCACGAGUUCCUUCCAAGGACGCAAUGUUGGAGCAGGAGACAGGUAUGCAAUUUGACUUCGUGAAUGUGGCGGCGAAGCCAUGGGAAGGGGAGACGAUUCAUGAGGUAGGAUUAGAUGAUCUUGAGCUCACGCUGGGAAGUGGAAACACACAGAUUUAA